AUGAAAAUGGCCUUAAAGGCCGCUCUUCCAGCCCAGCAUAAUCGUUUAUACCAGGCUGUACGGUCUGUGUUUAUGAAAUGGCUGAGUGAGCUUGGGGACUCACUCAUGGACUAUAGCCUGAUCGUCGAUGAAGAAUCAUUCAUUAAUCAGGGUUUCGUUCGUGUUGAUCUCGGCCUCGUCCCAUGGCAGAAUCUUGGCCCGCUCUGCGUGAUCAAAAUCGCGUAUGACGAACCAAAGGAGAAAUGGCUGUCAGAAAUCCGUGGCUGUGUUUCGGGAAGAGAAAAUAGCUGUAGGCUUGCUAUCGUGGUGGAAAUUCAUGAAAAGCCCGACGAGACGCGACAGCCACCACCAGCUGCGGAGCUAUGGAGCUGUCUUCCCUUUAUGCAUAGACAUGAUGUCGGUCAGCUGGCAACGUCCAUUCUGCAGUUUUGCAACCGGAAGGGCUACCAUCUCACAGAGAGGUUCUCAUGCAAGAUCCAUGUGCAGUACCUCCGUGAGACUAACCCGGAGCUGAUCUGGGAGUGCGAGUUCACAGAAGAGAGAGUCUAUUUACCUAUAAUGCAUGAUGCAUACGAGGGAAAGCUCCAACUCCGUGAAGUUUUCUUGCCCGAAUGGGAGACCAAAAGAGUUUAUUCGCUCCCAUUUCUUCAGCUUCUGGAGGCCAUGCCGCGUAGCCUCAGCGCCCACGGAUACGCGAAAGCACUCCACAUGGCGGGCAUGAAGAAGAAAGAAUUACUCCCGCCAGUUGAAAAUUGCGAAAACUGCAGGCUCUGCAAGAGCCACUCUGAGCCCUUCGAGUUUCUCAGGGGGAUGUAUAGAAGGGAAGCAGAGCAGAAUGAAAAGGAAGAAAGGGAGCGCCGGGCGAAGGAGUACAAAAGCGGAACUGCGAAACGGGCCAAGCCGCAGGAAAAAUUUGUACUCCUCGACGAUAACGACAGCCUGGAAGAUGCGGAUGGCGAAUUGGACGACCUAGAGGAUGAAGAUUCAGAGCAGGACGAGGCCAGUGAGUAUGAGGACGGAGACGUAGACGGCGAUACGGAUAUGGAUUGA
Ophidiomyces ophidiicola is the source of this 1050-nucleotide messenger RNA. RefSeq lists its product as uncharacterized. Bases 1 to 1050 code for a protein of 349 amino acids. The transcript is spliced from 2 exons. The record is from RefSeq and is a predicted model, not a curated record. Lineage: Eukaryota; Fungi; Ascomycota; Eurotiomycetes; Onygenales; Onygenaceae.